AUGGGUAUCUUUAUACAUCUCGUCGAUUCAGGCGAGGUCAAGAAUCUUUAUGGCUACCCUAUUUUCGGUACAACUCUUGCACUGCUUUCCCUAGGAAUCUUCCUCCUUUUGUUCAAGGAAUGGUCAAUUCACGGCCCUACAAAUCUUCCAAUUGUCGGAGUUGAAUCCCCGGGCUAUUUAGCACGAGUCAAAGCAAGGCGAAAGUUUGUCUCUCAUGGAUUCCAAAUAGUGAGGGAUGCUUAUUACAAGCACUAUGGAAAAAACUUUGUUAUUACAACCAACAGCAACGAAAAGGUUAUCCUUACGUAUAACCAAGUCAAGGAGCUCUCUAAUGCGCCGGAUGAUACUGUUAGCAUGUCUCAUUCUUCUGCGCAGACCAUGAUGGCACAACAUACUGGAUUGAGUGGCUUUGUGGGAAUCCACUAUGUUCGGGAGGCGGUGAAAGCUGAACUCAAUAAAAAUCUAGGGAAUAUGAUUGGGGAUCUACUAGAAGAGGCACAAUUCGCCCUGCGUACUGAGCUUCCGGGAUUUGCUACCGAUGAAUGGGUGUCGGUGGACAUUCCCGCUGUCGCCCUAAGGGCCGUGGCUCGUAUUAGCGGGAGGGCUUUCAUUGGGCUUCCUUUGUGCCGCAACGAGGAUUGGUUAGCUCUCUCAAUCGCUUUCACCACGGAUGUCUUCCAAGAGGUCAAUAAGCUCACCCCUGUGCCAAAAUUACUCCGUCCAUUCUUUGCCUAUAUUUGGAAUUCAGCCGGGAGUGUCAAGUCGAAUAAAAGAAAGGCGCAGUCACUCCUCGCUCCUGUCAUCCAAAGGCGCCUUGAAGAAGAGGGACUGGCGGAAAAGAAUGGAACCGUUCGUCAGAAUCACCGAGACCUCCUUCAAUGGCUCACGGCUCGCGUUACGCCGGAUCACAAGAACGUCAAUGUCCUGUCCGGGAUGCAGCUGAUGACUGGCCUGGCGUCAAUUCAUACAACAGGUACCGGCUUCACCAACAUGAUUUUCGACCUCGCCGAGCAUCAGGAGUGCAUUCAACCGAUCCGUGAGGAGAUGGAAACCCUAAUUGCCGCAAAUGGAGGAGUGUUGGAUAGGGCGACGCUACGCAAGAUGAGAAAGACCGAUAGCUUUCUCAGGGAAUCCUUUAGGACAAAGCUUUCCCUCCUUGGUUUCAAUCGCAUGAUUAUGAAAAACAUGACCCUCUCCGAUGGCACCUACUUACCCAAAGGGACUCUGGUGGCUGCCCCUGCCGCAAUAUUCUCUUCCGAUCCGGGUUUUGUUGAGGACCCUGAGGUAUUCGAUGGGUUCCGUUGGUACAAAAAGUCUCUCGGAGUUGCGGAUCGCGCGGUAGAUAACAACAACGCAUCCAACACCUCCCCCACCAACCUCAUAUUUAGUUACGGAAGGCAUGCGUGCCCCGGUCGCUACUUCGUUGUUGAGGUGAUGAAGAUCAUGCUCGCUUUCAUGCUCUUGCAGUAUGAUAUCAAGUACCCUGAGGGUCAAUCCCGCCCUCCCAACAUCCAGAUGGGGGAGUUUUCUUAUCCCGAUAGAAGGCAGAAAAUCCUGUUCAGGAAACGUCCGGGCCCGAAGAAAUUUUCGUUUCUGUAG
Molecule: messenger RNA, 1599 nt
Organism: Tuber melanosporum (Perigord truffle)
Lineage: Eukaryota; Fungi; Ascomycota; Pezizomycetes; Pezizales; Tuberaceae
Exons: 6
Coding region: 1-1599 (532 amino acids)
Molecular function (GO): monooxygenase activity; oxidoreductase activity, acting on paired donors, with incorporation or reduction of molecular oxygen; heme binding
Source: RefSeq, a predicted model, not a curated record